CGAGAUGAAAUGGUUUUGGAUUAAUCCCCUCAAAAACUCUACAAUUAAAGAUGUGGCAACCAACGUGGGACACAGCACUGAUUGGAAGCAAUAUGGCGGUUCCACGAGGAAGACGAUGACAACACACGGCCGGAGACACAGCUGUAACAAUUUCCAAAGACGAGACAAACAACACACAUACAAAUACAAUACGCACUCACCACUGUGUGAAUCAAAAUCAAACCCUCAUUCACAGAACCAGAAUCUACAGAAUCAUCAUGGUGAAGAAACGCCUUCCUGAUUGGCUCAACAGCCCCAUGUGGUCUUCUCCCACAGUUACCACAUCUCCACCACCGAAAUCACGAUCCCUAUCGCCGCCGCCUCCGCCUCCUUCGUCGUCGAACGACGAUCGAUAUGGUAUCGGUAGUUACCCUUCCAAAUCUUCCUCCGUCACGUCAUCCGAUUCUUCUCUGAAUGAACCGCAUGUUCCGUUGCCACCUCCUACUUCAAUCAAACAGGAACCGACUCCGAAGACGAGAAUUAGGGAUUCAUCGACCCGUAGCGUGAACAGUGAUAACGACGUUAGUUCCUCCAUUGAAGAUGUUUCACGUCAGGCACAGUUAUUAGAAGAGCUAUCGAGGAAGAUUAUAAACAUUGGAGAACUGCGACAACUGUGUUUGUUGGGUAUUCCAGAUGCUGCUGGCAUCCGUUCCACUGUAUGGAAGUUGUUGUUGGCAUAUCUUCCAACUGAUAAAGGGCUUUGGUCAUCAGAAUUGGCUAAGAAGAGAGCUCAGUACAAACAGUUCAAAGAGAACCUUUUGAUGAAUCCAUCAGAAAUCACCAGGACAUUGGAAGUCUCUGCAUCUCUUAAAAAUGGUGAUCUAAGUGAGGGAAAAGGGUUACUGGAAAGGUCAAAAAUACCUCAUGGGGAGCAUCCAUUAAGCCUAGGGAAGACUAGCAUUUGGAACCAAUUCUUUCAGGACUCUGAGAUCAUUGAGCAGAUAGAUCGUGAUGUGAAACGAACUCAUCCAGACAUCCCUUUUUUCUCUGGGAUAAGAUAUGUGCAAGGGAUGAAUGAACUUUUGGCCCCUUUGUUCUAUGUUUUCAGAAAUGACCCUAAUGAGGAUUCUUUGGUUAAUGCUGAAGCAGAUACUUUCUUUUGCUUUGUUGAGUUAAUAAGUGGUUUUAGAGAUAAUUUUUGUCAGCAACUUGAUAAUAGUAUUGUUGGCAUUCGAUCCACAAUUUCAAGAUUAUCACAGCUUUUAAAGCAACAUGAUGAAGAGCUAUGGCGUCAUCUUGAGGUCACAACAAAAGUAAACCCACAGUUCUACGCAUUUAGAUGGAUCACACUUUUACUGACUCAGGAGUUUAACUUUUCUGAUAGUCUUCACAUUUGGGAUGCACUCUUAAGCGACCCUGAGGGACCUCAAGAGACUCUCCUUCGGGUUUGCUGUGCAAUGCUGAUUCUGGUUAGGAGGCGUUUGCUUGCUGGAGAUUUCACAGCAAAUCUCAAGUUAUUACAAAGUUACCCUUCUACAAAUGGUUUUUUUUUUGGAUGGGUAAAUUUAUAA
Lactuca saligna is the source of this 1550-nucleotide messenger RNA. The record is from the annotation of a GenBank genome assembly. Lineage: Eukaryota; Viridiplantae; Streptophyta; Magnoliopsida; Asterales; Asteraceae.